Molecule: messenger RNA, 657 nt
Organism: Budorcas taxicolor (takin)
Lineage: Eukaryota; Metazoa; Chordata; Mammalia; Artiodactyla; Bovidae
Product: proteoglycan 3-like
Exons: 5
Coding region: 1-657 (218 amino acids)
Biological process (GO): immune response
Molecular function (GO): signaling receptor activity
Source: RefSeq, a predicted model, not a curated record
AUGAAAGGCUGCCUGCUCCUGCCCCUUCUCCUGCUGGGGACAGUUUCUGCUCUCUACCUGGAGAAGGAUGCCUCCCAUAUGGGCAGUCCGCAGACACAGGCAGACCUGAGCCAGGAUCUGGAAGGCUCAGGGGGGCAGGAAGGAGAGCUGGCUCUGAGUGGUGAGGUGCUUGAUUCGGGGGGAGAGCAGGCCGAGGACGCCCAUGAUGAUGAGGGGGAUUCAGACCCAGAUGACUUAGAUGAGGAUGUGCAGUGCCCCAAGGAAGAGGAGACAGUGCGACUUCUGGGGACGCCUGCAUGCAAGAGCUGCCACUACCUGAUGGUACAAACACCGAACAUAUUUAGGAAAGCUCAGAGCAUCUGCAGGAAGUGCUACCGAGGCAACCUCGUCUCCAUCCACAACCUCCUCUUCGAUAAUCGCAUCUCGCGCUGGGCCAGAAGGAUCAAACAAGCAAAGGUCUGGAUCGGCGUCAUCAUCAAGCUCUGGUCCAUAUACAACACAUUUCGCUGGACAGAUGGGAGUCGCUGGAAUUUUGGAUACUGGGCCCGAGGGCAGCCUGGGAAUGGGAGAGGCCACUGCGUGGCCCUGAGCACCAGAGGGGGUCACUGGCGACGAGCUUCAUGCAAGUGGCGGCUGCCUUUCGUCUGCUCCUACUAA